CGACAAGUGUAUUUCUCACCAUUUGGACAGCGGACCCGUGAAUCUACCCCCAAAACCCUCCGAGACGUAUCUAACGGCCCUUUUCUUGGUCAAGUCACAACUAGAAUCUCGAGUAUUCCAACACUGCAAAUAAGUAGUACCCGUCCGAGAAUCAGUCUUGAAACAAAAUCCAAGAUGGAUCAAGCAGCGGCGCAACCUCGAAAAUGUCCGGGACUGGAUUGCGACAACGAUGCGUCGACGUUACAGUGCCCCAAGUGCAAGGAAAUGGGAGUUGACAGUUUCUUCUGUUCACAAGAAUGUUUUAAGCGGAGUUGGGCCGAGCACAAAACGCUACACAAGAAAAGCGGCCACUUUAAUCCAUUUCCCACAUAUCCCUUUACCGGCUCCCUGAGACCCGUUUAUCCUCUGUCGCCGAAGCGAGAGAUCCCAAGGUCGAUACCGCACCCGGAGUGGUCACAGGAUGGCAUCCCGAGAUAUCCCUACGUGCGCAAGAACAACAUUCAAGUCUUGGAUGAAAAGGGCAUCGCGGGGAUGCGCAAGGUGUGCAGACUGGCCAGAGAAGUGUUGGAUAUUGCUGCCGCCGCAGCCAAACCUGGCGUCACAACCGACCAGAUCGACGAGAUUGUUCACAAUGCGUGCAUAGAACGAAAGUCAUAUCCUUCUCCUCUGAACUACAACCAUUUCCCAAAGUCGGUCUGCACCUCGCCCAACGAAGUCAUCUGCCACGGCAUACCCGACCAGCGGGUCUUGCAGGACGGGGACAUUCUGAACAUCGACGUCACGCUCUACCACGAAGGGUACCACGGGGACCUGAACGAGACGUACUACAUCGGAGACAAGGCCAGGGCGGACCCGGACAACGUGCGGCUCGUGGAGACGACGCGGGAGUGCCUGGAGAGGGCCAUCGAGCACGUCAAGCCGGGGGUCAAGAUCGCCGACUUUGGCGACAUCAUCGAGAAGCACGCCAGAUCCCGGCAGCUCAGCGUGGUCAAGACGUACUGCGGCCACGGCAUCAACUCGCUGUUCCACUGCGCGCCCAACGUGCCGCACUACGGCAAGAACAAGGCCGUCGGCAAGUGCAAGGCCGGCAUGACCUUCACCAUCGAGCCCAUGAUCUGCCUGGGCCAGCACAAGGACAAGACGUGGCCGGACGACUGGACCGCCGUCACCUCGGACGGCAGCCGCUCGGCGCAGUUCGAGCACACGAUGCUGGUCACCGACGACGGCGUCGAGGUCCUGACGGCGCGGUUACCGACUUCCCCGGGCGGCGCCAUACCCGUGCCUGCUUCUUCUGCGAACGGGACCACCGCCACGCACACGAAUGGAGUCGCUUGAUACAAAAAAAAAUAGCAUGAUGCCGUGGUUCUCCCGGAAUAAAUCAGUCGGCUGGAAUGAUCUCAUCUUGACGGAUAGAGGGCGAGUAGAUAUACCUUGGGAACCGAACUAUACCUCUUCAGCAGCACUUGCACUUGAAGCACAUGUAAGGCGUGACAUCAAAAUCGAUCUUCAUUUAUAACUUCCAGAAAAUCUGAC
Messenger RNA from Exophiala oligosperma, 1533 nucleotides. RefSeq names its product methionine aminopeptidase, type I. The coding region runs from base 175 to 1335 and encodes 386 amino acids. Gene Ontology annotation, biological process: proteolysis. Lineage: Eukaryota; Fungi; Ascomycota; Eurotiomycetes; Chaetothyriales; Herpotrichiellaceae. The record is from RefSeq and is a predicted model, not a curated record. Gene Ontology annotation, molecular function: metalloaminopeptidase activity. The transcript is spliced from 4 exons.